AUGUCCAUGGCUACAGUGAGCGUACCGUUACUCGGCCGCGACUGUGCAAGGCAAGAGGAGGUACGUACCGCCUUCCAGCAGUGGGGAAACAGGAGCCGCCGCCGCGCACCGGCAGCGCACCCUCCUUUUCUGAGGCUUCUCCUCAUUUUCUCAAUCCAUCCUCCAUUCAACUUUCCUUGGCGAAAUGCAAGCACAACGCUUGGCAGACUUUCACCUACCGGUGAUCACCUCACACCUCGCCUCUACACCACCACCCUCUUCGUACGAACAGAGAGUGCCGUGUCUCAGGGUCCUGGCAAACUGGGUUGCGAGGAGGAACGUUUGACACAUGCAAGCUCCGCUGGGUUACCCAACGCCGACGUUCCCCUGGAGCGUUUAUCUCGAUCACAGACCCAAUCAUCGCUUGCUCACUCAAUCGUAUGCCAUCAAAGCAAGCACGGGUCAAGCCAAUGA
This is a messenger RNA of Colletotrichum destructivum, 453 nucleotides long. RefSeq lists its product as uncharacterized. The record is from RefSeq and is a predicted model, not a curated record. The transcript has a single exon. NCBI's taxonomy places the organism in Eukaryota, Fungi, Ascomycota, Sordariomycetes, Glomerellales, Glomerellaceae. Bases 1 to 453 code for a protein of 150 amino acids.